AUGGGUGAGUCUAAUAAUUACAGUUUUCUUUCAGAGAACAAUAAAAGUGCAUCAUUACCCAAACCUUCGUCUCAUCACACAACUAAUCAAAGUUAUUGUGCCUCGAAUGAAGAUUUUACUGCAUCAGAUUUAAAAGUCAAGAGGGACCUGGUUUUGCAGCGUACUCUGGAGAAGAAUGUAAUUCGUAACAAUUUCACUAAUAAUGUGAUCAAACGGGAUGUUCCAGAGCUCACACAAGGAAGAAGGGGCGAUUUGCCAACAGAAUCUGAGCUCAAUGAACGCGUCCAAACAAACUGUAACCGACUUAAUGAAACUCAGAGUACCGAGGAAAGUGAAGAGUCGUUGUAUGCUAAUGCUGAUGAGACCAGGAGCAUUUUCAGUGCGGCUCAUAAACGGGAACUGUCACAUAUGUACAAAAGUCUACCCCCUGAAAGAAUCAUUCGAACCCCUGGUGAAUUUACAUCCGGCAAAGGGGAGAACGUGGAUAAAAACAAUACUUUCCCGGAUGAGGAUUGUAUUAAAUUCGGAAUUCCAGCGAAAAGACUGGAAAAUAUUCGUAGAUCUUUGGGUAGGAGCACCUCGCAAGAGAUGGUGAAGCAGACUAAAUACGAUAAAGUCGAGGAGAUUUCUAGAACAGCGGAUUCCGAGGAUGAGGCAGUUUAUGCUAACACAACCGAAAGGUACUCCACGUUUAGGACCACGCCAAAAUCGGAAUUGGGAGUCGAAAGAAGUAAGGAGAAAUGUUCCAGUCCAAAGUUUGUUAAUGUUGAGGUGGCCCGUUCCCCAGUUCUACCCGAGAAAAAACUGUCCCCCUACUUUGUAUCGAAGAAUAACGUUGGAAGUAAUAUUCCGCAAAUUAGUUCAACAAAAACAGAAAUUUCAUCCAAUGCUCAGCCCAAACAGGAUUUUGCAGCUAUAAUAGAAGAGUGUAUUCAGUUGGGAAUGCCCAAAAGAAAAGAAUUUUCCAGAGAGACAUUGAACUCUAAUUUAUCGUUAUCUUCAACGAAUUCUAGGUGUAAUUCCGUGACAAGGUGUACAGAAUAUUUGCCAAAGAGUACUUUGGAAUCCAACAGGAGUGCAACAUUGCCUAAAGGUUCCACGCAUUUCUCAACUUCCUACAAUCAUUAUUCCUCAAAUGAAGAUUUCAGUAGGGCAAUUUCACAGAGGAAAAAUUCCUGUGGAACUUUUGGACAGGAUAAAAACCAGUUGAAUAUAACGAAGAAGGAACCAGACAGGAUGUCAAAUUCACAAAUUAGUUCUAGGUCGUCUUCUCAGAAGGACAGUUCUCCUUAUAACAUUCGAACAGUACAAUUGCCCCAAGUAAACACGAAUAUGACUGAUAAAUCUGAUAUCUCGUAUGGAGAAGAAGAACCGGAAGAAUCGCUUUAUGUCAACGUCAGUAAGCACGAAGCAUACUCAAGAUGUACAAAUAGACGAAAUACCACACAGGAACCUAAAAAUUUGCCAACGAAGAACACCUCAACCUACAACACGAGAGAUCCCAACAUUAAGGAGCCAAACUAUUCCGCCCUUGUCGAGGAAUGUAUUAAAUUAGGUAUGCCAUCCAAGAACAUAGGUGAGGUGCAGAAAUAUCUGAAGAAAUUUGUUCCGCUGGUUCAAGAUCAAAACGAAAGGCCCGAUGUGUUUGAUUCUCCUGAUGACACCGAGGAACAAAUUUAUGCAAAUACAUCUGAUAUAUUUACUGCUGUCAAAGGGUCCCCCUCAGAAUCGGUGCUAAACAGAAUUCCCAGAGCAAAGGGGCCUUAUAAUUCGAAAAAAAAUAUUGAUGAAUUGGAAAAAGAAAAAGUAAUCGCUUCUUCUAAUACAAUAGAAAAAGCGCUAGAAGAGUGCAUUCAACUGGGGUGGCCUAAAAAGAGAGAUCUUGGGAAGGAUCCUUCUCCAAAAUUUUCCAUUACGACUUCCGCUGAUGCAUCGAUUAAAAAAACUGAAAAAUCAGUGUCAAAAAACGUAAAUGUUGCGUCUGUUGUCAGGAACAUGCAAAGACAACAUCUCGCGUGUUCCAAAGUUCCAUCAAUGACAACAGGCGCAAGGGACGACUCAGAACAUCAAAACGUGUCCACGACAGACGUAGAAGAGACAUUAACAUCAGACAAGCUGAAGAAUGGAUUUGAUGCGACUAAUUCAGAAUCAGAAUGUUCGUCGACCAGCGCGAACGAAUUUCUCUGUUCUGACGAUAAUCAGGCAGAGUCCGAAAUGAGCUUCUCAAGUUUAGCUGAUGUUGAUGUGAAAUUGUUAGAUCCGCAUCUGGUGCUUCAAUCUCUCGAACAAUAUACUGCCCAAUUGAUUUCUGAAGCGGAACUGAGGCUAAAUUCGAAAGAAAGCUGAGCUAACUGGAGAAACACUGCCGGAAAGUUUUUCUGGAGCUGAAAUUGUUUCUAUGUUGCAUAUAGAUACUGUUCAGUGAAAUAUUUUUGAAAAGUUUGUUAUGAUUUGUAUAUCUGUUGAUUUCGUUGGAAUAAGAAAAUAAAGAUAUUUUUGUAGUUCAGA
Molecule: messenger RNA, 2508 nt
Organism: Coccinella septempunctata (seven-spotted ladybird)
Lineage: Eukaryota; Metazoa; Arthropoda; Insecta; Coleoptera; Coccinellidae
Exons: 14
Coding region: 1-2346 (781 amino acids)
Source: RefSeq, a predicted model, not a curated record